Messenger RNA from Aspergillus pseudonomiae, 1095 nucleotides. RefSeq lists its product as uncharacterized. Bases 1 to 1095 code for a protein of 364 amino acids. The transcript is spliced from 3 exons. Lineage: Eukaryota; Fungi; Ascomycota; Eurotiomycetes; Eurotiales; Aspergillaceae. The record is from RefSeq and is a predicted model, not a curated record. Gene Ontology annotation, biological process: reciprocal meiotic recombination.
AUGGCUCGGGAUCCCCUAUCUGAUAUAGUGCAGAUUCGUCGGUUUCAGAUAAAGUUCUCCUUAGAGCGUGACUUUUACAGUGCGCUUUCCAUACUCAGUGAUAUCAAGUGCCCUUUUUCAGAGUCAAAUCCUGGCUCAAUGCCAGGGACUCGCAGAUUGAUCUCAUCACAGUGGCCUACAGGGCCAGUGCCACCUGCACCUCAUUCAGUGGGCUCCUUCUCUAAUGCACCUGGAAUAGCUGCUAUUCCUGCUCUGAGAGUUCCACCUUCCCCACUAUAUUCACCAGCAAUUAGUCUGCCGGUGAUGACACCAGACCCUACUCCCGGCGAACUGAGUCUAUCCUCAUAUACCGCCUUUCCAGGUCACUCAGCGCCCAAUGACAACCAAAGACACAAUUCAAACAGCGCUACUGCUCCUAUGAGACAGUCACUACUUCACACCUCGAGCGACGAUACCUCAACUGGAGCAGCGUCCAGACCUUCAUCAGCUACAGUUUGUCACGACAGUCAUACUCUCAAUCAGAUUUUACCUCCGAAAAGAGACCUGCCAUUUCCCAGACAACAGGCAAAGAGACCGUUUCCAACAUUGCUGCCACGAGCUUCUACCAUGUCACACACAGACGCAUAUAAGAAAAUGCCUAAUACAGCUACACAACCAACACUUAGCACACGGACACUACCCCAAAACCAAAUAGACACAGAGAAGACGCACAAUUCAAGAGUUAUUACGCUCAAAUACCGCCCAUCCACACACCCACAGCCCAUUCAAAUAGAGCCUACCCAUAGUCAAGCCUCCCACAGACCUAGUCUUACACACCCGAACGCUACACCACACAUACUACCUACUCACGAUUCCCCACUUGCGAUCCAGCAGGAUGCACCUUCCCUUCUGGAACAACGUCCAACUAUUAGUCUCCAGGAGCCUCAACAUAACCUCCUCACUGAAGCAGAUCUCUCAGUAUAUCUGGCGUCGCCGACUGCGGAGCGUACACAGAAGCUGGAGAACUGGAUCUGCAGGCGCAUCGAAGACGACGGGUUUUUGCAGCUCUGUGAGGAUGUGGAAGGAAUAUGGAGAAGGUUUGCAUUGGGCAAGUAA